AUGCGCGAGAUCAAGAUCACGUUGAGCACAUCUCACCACAACAUCAUCCGCUCCCUCAGCCCAUACAUCUCGCCCUCCUCCAGCGAGGUCAAGGUCCUCAGGGAGUUCUGCGAGGUGGCAGCCUCGACUCUGCGACUUGGUGUCUCCGGCGGGCUCAUCAACUCCAUGGCAGGCACCUUCACCAGCACCAGUCUCUACAUGGCGCCGGAAUCAUUGUCCAGGCACGAAUACACCAUCCAAUCGGAUGUCUGGUCGAUGGACAUCUCCCUACUUGAGCUAAUCCAGAACCGCUUCCCCUUCCCUAGCGAUCUUGCCGCGAUUGAGCUCACGAUGUACAUCACCCAGUCCGAGCUGCCAGAGCUUGAGAACGAGGGCCCAUUCACCUACAGCACUGAGAUGAACGAGUUCAUCAAGCUAGUGCUGACGCGAAACGCUGCGCUCUGCCCGAUGCCUGCGAGUCUCCUCCAGCACCCGUGGAUCAAGAACGUCAAGCAGCAUGAAGCCGACAUGGCUAUUUGGAUACGCAAGGUCUGGCCGGGCUGGCCCAAAUGCAGGGGUCCGGGUCAACGUUGCAGACGGUAG
Fomitopsis serialis is the source of this 582-nucleotide messenger RNA. Its product is annotated as kinase-like domain-containing protein. The record is from RefSeq and is a predicted model, not a curated record. The coding region runs from base 1 to 582 and encodes 193 amino acids. Gene Ontology annotation, biological process: protein phosphorylation. Gene Ontology annotation, molecular function: protein kinase activity; ATP binding. Lineage: Eukaryota; Fungi; Basidiomycota; Agaricomycetes; Polyporales; Fomitopsidaceae. The transcript has 6 exons.